Staurois parvus is the source of this 423-nucleotide messenger RNA. The record is from the annotation of a GenBank genome assembly. NCBI's taxonomy places the organism in Eukaryota, Metazoa, Chordata, Amphibia, Anura, Ranidae.
UGUAACUGCGCAUACGCGGCUGCGGGAGCACGCAGCGUGGCGAUCGGCGGUGCGCUGUGUCCCUCGGACACAGCGGAUCACCAGAAAGAGCCAAAAUUGUCACCUCAGUCAUGUGAUCAGCGGUGUCCAAUCACAGCUGAUCACAUGGCACUGAUGAUCAGUGUGCCCUGAUGAUCUGUGUAGCCCUAGCAGUGCCACCUGUCAGUGUCCAUCAGUGCCAGCUGUCAGUGCUCAUCCAUGCCACCUGUCAGUGCUCAUCCAUGCCACCUGCCAGUGCCCAUCAGUGCCACAUUUCAGUGACUACCAGUACCCAUCAAUGCCACAUAUCAGUGCCCAUCUGAGCUGCCUUUCAGUGUCACCCAUCAAUGCCAGUCAGUGCCACCUAUCACUGCUGCCAGUGUCCGUUAUCAGUGCCAGUCAGUG